Messenger RNA from Metopolophium dirhodum (rose-grain aphid), 2118 nucleotides. It is a transcript of the gene Msr-110, whose product is annotated as signal element on autosome protein 2. Lineage: Eukaryota; Metazoa; Arthropoda; Insecta; Hemiptera; Aphididae. The record is from RefSeq and is a predicted model, not a curated record. The transcript has 6 exons. The coding region runs from base 440 to 1801 and encodes 453 amino acids.
CUAUUUGGUAUUAUACGUGUAUAGCCACCGUCCGCUGCCGAUCAACUCUCGCCGCGCCAGUUCCGAUCAGUCAGUCAGAGUCCGGUCGCCGAACGCAUUAGGCAAUACAUAUACCUAGCUGCAGGUAUCCUCCGCAGACAUAUUAUAAUAUUAUAUCGUUAUCGAUAUAAUAUCAAUAACCAAAACUCUAUACACGCACCGACAGUCGAUCACGUCAGUACGAUCGGCCGUCGUCGGUGGGAAUCGCGCGCGGACGUCAUUGACACAGUACGUCAUAAUAUACGUGCACAUAAUAUACCCAAUAUAUUUACUUAUCAUAAAUCUUCAGGUCCGUGACGUAUAGUCGUCUCCGCCCGGCGCAAUAUUUGAUAAGUCGAUAUCGUCGUCGUAUAUUAUAAACGCGCAGACCGCGACAGCAGCCAGUCGACGCAGGACCGACAUGGACAAGCAACAGGAAGCCGCGGUCGCAGCAGCCGGUACAGCGUCGGAAGACAGCAUCAGCAUGAAAACGGAAUAUCCCACGCACGAGGUGUACGUCUCCGAACCACCACCGGCAUACAAACUCAAAACUCGACCGACUGCUGUUCAAAUAGCGAGAAUAGCAGCAUUCACUGUGAUCGCGUGCUCAUUCAUACUUGGAUCAUUCAUGCUGGCUGCCGCUUGGUUACAGGCGAACGCGUCCUGCUCACAGUUAAUGCACGCCGAAGCACUCCUCAGACAGAGUGAAGAAGCUGUAGACCGUCCACAGUAUCAGGCACUGGUCGACCCUUUGCAAUCGGACGAGACAUCUGAUUCGAAGCAAGAAGAGCUUCCCGUGCACCAACAAUCAACCAGGAACGUCGACAGUCCGACCACCGGUAAUAAUGAUCAACAACCGGCUGCGCCAGUUCAAAUCAAGUUGCCAUUGGAAUUAGAUUUCGACGAAAUCGUUGGGGCUUUACUCGAGAAAAAUCAACGUUCGCGGAUGAACUGUGUGAUCGAGAAGAAACGCGCUGAGGAAGUCAUGGACCACCAACCGAAAACGUUGCGUCUGCCAUUCGGCGUGAACAUUACCACUGAUCCUCGUUUUGAGCACGUUACGGGUGAACGAUUAAGCAUCGUUUGCGAGAGUGGACACGACGAGAGACGAGCUCCAAGUCCGGUGGAACAAAUGCAACAACAGCCAUCAAUGAUGAUGCCGAUGCCAAUGGGCGCUAAUCCGAUGACCCAUUUACCGAGUAUGAUGGGACCACCUCCACCACCCCAUCAUAUGCCACAUCCUCACCACCAUCAAGCUCAAAGCGGACCAAUCCCGUUGGCCUUGAUUGCCAGAAUCAACGCCGACAUUGACAAUCAGCUCCAAAUGCAAGAGCAACAGCAGAUCGAAGAGCAUAUCAUUCCCAUCUUCCAACAGCUGUUACCCGAACUGAGACCAGCGUCCGAUAACCACCACGAACAUCAACAACAUCAUAAACAAGAAGCUGAGGACAGAGCCAUGCCCAACAAAGUUCUAUAUCACCCAGCGAUGGCCGAAGGAAGAUCCAUGUACACCGUUGCUAUAUCCGACAAACCAAGCGGAGACGGUCCGAUGAUGCACCAAGCUAUGCCGUCCGAAUCUGUCCGCCAGAAUGGGCCCAUGUUCCAAAGGGUUCCUAUUCACGUGCCUAUGUCCAUGAUGAUGCCACCCGGUGCCGGACAAUCUAUCCAACAAGAUUCAAUCGACGAACCCAAACCAGAUCUUCGUCCACACUUUGUUCACCCACGUUCAGUUGAGUCAGUUCAUGAGAUCAACCAAAAUGAAGAUAUAGAUUCAAGAAAAUGAAUUUUUCAAUUUGGCAUAAAUUUAAUUUUACAUUAAAAAAAGAGUAGAUCUUUUGUUAAUGUCGGUAGAUUCUUAAAAUAAGCCCAAAUUGACAUUAGGAUUACAAGAAUCAAAUAACAAUUAAGCUUAAAGAAUUUUUAUGGAUAUUUGAUAUCAAGAAAACAGUGUAUUUGGUAUACAUACAAUAUAUAUUUGAUCUUUGUUUAAAACAUAGUAUUUUUAAGUUUUGUUAAUGUUAAUUGUGAUAGAUUAAUAGAUUAUUAUAACAUUUAUAGUUUUGCUUUCAAAUAAAAUCUAUAUUACAUUUUGUUAAAAUA